This is a messenger RNA of Pichia kudriavzevii, 1629 nucleotides long. RefSeq lists its product as uncharacterized. The record is from RefSeq and is a predicted model, not a curated record. The transcript has a single exon. The coding region runs from base 1 to 1629 and encodes 542 amino acids. NCBI's taxonomy places the organism in Eukaryota, Fungi, Ascomycota, Pichiomycetes, Pichiales, Pichiaceae.
AUGUUCAAGAACAUUUAUACACUCGCUACUGUUGCCUUUGCUUUGUUGGGCCUCACCGAAGCAAAACGUAAUGUCGUUUCAUCAACUGCCAAUGGUUCCGGUGCUGCAAUCGGUGUUGCAACUUACUCCACCGGUUUUAACGCAAGAUUCUUCGCUUAUGACGGUGGUGACUUGAUUGAUUUCAAUUGUGAUGAUUAUGUUGCUAACUCUUAUGCUUUAGGUAAAGUUAGAACAUCUACUAGCUUGGUUACCGAACCAAACUUUAGCUUUGGCUUCCCAGUCGAAGGUGAACAUGUCUAUGACAUGUAUAACAUCAACAUGUGGAAUGUCUUGGUCGAAUUGCAAGGUUACUUUGUUGCACCAGAAACUGGUUUAUACACAGUUACCUUCAAUGGCGUCAACGAUGGUGGUUUUAUCUGGCUGGGUGCAGGUGCAUUUGAAGCUUGUUCCCAAGAAAUCAAUGACAACUCCUAUGCUGAUGUUUUACUUGCUCUUAGAGGUGAUGGUGCACAUUCUUCCUUUGUUUAUCUUGAAGAAGGUGUUAUGUACCCAAUGAGAACCACUUUUAUCAACAUUUUCUUUGAUGCUGUUUUUGAUUUCGAAGUUGUGCGUCCAAAUGGUGACAUCAUCAGAAACUUCAAUGAAACUGUUAUUAACUUCGAUAAGAGAGACGCUGAGGUUUGUUUGCCUGUUCCAUUCGGUAGCCAGGUUUACUUCUCCACUGAGGUUAACUAUGGCUCCCAAUACUCUACCCCAUCUACUUCUUAUGGUCAAACAGUCACCAAUGGUAAAACUUAUGUUGUCGAAAACUUAUACGUUGCUGAACCAACCUCCACUAUCACUUCCACCGUCACUAACUCAUUUGCUGCAACAACCACCAUUACCUCAUAUGCUACUAGCAAUGGCACCCCAGCUCCAGUCGUUGUUGUUGUUGAUCAAACCUCCAUUCCAGAAUCAAGCUUGAUUACAUCAAAAUCCAAGCUCGUUACAGCUACCAUUAGCGGCCAAACUUUACCCCAGGCAACUGGUUGUAAAUUAACUGAAGACUUGAUGAAAAAGAAUCCUGGUUUCCAUGCUUCCCUUUUCAAAUAUGAUGGUUUCUUUGGUUUCUUAGACCCAGUUUACUAUGCUAACGACUACACCACUGAGCACCUAAUUGGUACUGCACACAACAUUACUUCUCCAAACUACUCCAUCAAUGCAUGCCUAUUCCAAACCGAUGAUAUUUAUGGCGCACAUUUGACAUCUUGGGAAGGUUAUGUUGCUCAAUUGACUGGUUACAUCUAUGCAUCAGAAUCCGGUCUUUAUGAAUUCUCCAUUGAUUAUUCCGACGACGGUUCCAUGGUCUGGAUUGGUACCAAUGAUGCCUUUGCAUGUUGUCAACCAGAUAACAUUCCAUACAACUCCGAGGGAGGCCGUUUAAUCUUUGCAGGUGAUGAAGAGAAGGUUACUGGUUAUGCCUACUUAACCGAAGGUUACUACUACCCAGUUAGAGUUGUUAUGGUUAACUGGUACGGUGAUUCUGCUUUAGAAAUGUCUAUGAUUACUCCAAGUGGUGUUGUUGUCAAGGAUGACUGGUCAAACUGGAUUGUUUCUGUAGAAGAUGAACAAGAAGGUUUCUGCGCAUGA